UCCAUGGAAGAUCUUGAAGGCUACAUCAUCCUCACCCUUGUGAUCUGUCUAGUCUCAACCGUCCUGGCCCGAGCCAUACUUGCCAAAGCUCGGACCAAGGCUCGGCUUCCACCGAGUCCGCCUUCUCUUCCAAUCAUUGGACACCUUCACUUGGUUGGUUCAAUACCACACCAAAGUUUCCAAAAACUGUCAAACAAAUAUGGACCCUUGAUUCAUAUCUCUCUUGGCUAUGUCCCUUGUGUGGUUGUUUCAUCACUAGAAAUGGCCAACGAGUUCCUUAAGACCAAUGAAUCUUCAUUCUUGGACCGCCCUCAGUUCAUUAAUAUUAUGAACCUUUCUUAUCCCUCAGCUGAUUUUACUUUUGCACUUUAUGGACCUUAUUGGAAGUUUAUGAAGAAAAUAUCCAUGACUCAGCUUCUUGGGGGCCAAACAAUGGACCAACUUCUCCCCAUUAGGCAUGAAGAGCUUAAAGGAUUCAUGAACUUGAUGCUCAGAAAGGCGGAUCGAAAGGAAGCCAUUGAAGUCGAUGUAGAGCUCGCGAAGCUAAUGAAUAAUGUCAUAUCGAGAAUGACUAUGAGCCAAAAGUGUUCCGAUGAUGACAAUGAAGCCGAAGAGAUUAGGAAGUUGGUGAGAGAGACAACCGAGAUCGCCGGAAGAUUUAACUUGUCGGAGUAUAUUUGGUUUUGUAAGAAUUUUGAUUUUCAAGGUCUUGAGAAGAGGUGUAAGGAAAUUCAUGACAGAUUUGAUGCUAUGAUGGAGAAGAUUAUAAAAGAGCAUCAAGAGGCAAGGAAGGAGGAGAAGGGUAGAAGUGAAAAAGUCAAGGAUUUGCUUGAUAUUUUACUUGAUAUACAAGAAUGUGAGAACUCAGAAAUCAAGUUGAAGAAGGACCACAUAAAAGCAUUCAUAAUGGACAUGUUUGUAGCUGGGACAGACACAACUGCCAAAGCAAUAGAGUGGGCAUUAGCAGAGCUAAUAAACCACCCAAAUAUCAUGAACAAAGCAAGAGAAGAAAUCUAUAAUGCGGUUGGGAAAACCCGACUAGUAGAAGAGUCAGACAUUGCUAACCUUCAUUACCUCCAAGCCAUAAUGAAAGAGACAUUGAGGCUUCAUCCAACAGGCCCAAUGAUCUUGAGAGAGUCAUCCAAGAAAUGCACAACUAGUGGCUAUGAAAUCCCGGAGAGGACCCGGUUGUUCGUCAACACGUGGGCUAUCGGGAGAGACCCCAAGUACUGGGAAGACCCACUUGAGUUCAAGCCGGAGAGGUUUCUUGGCGAAGAAGGCGGUGGAAAAACCGUGUUGGAUGUGAGGGGACAACAUUUUCAGCUUUUGCCAUUUGGGAGCGGAAAAAGGUUAUGCCCCGGAACCUCGCUUUCUAUGCAGGUCAUUCAGACAACUCUUGCUUCAAUGAUUCAGUGCUUUGAGUGGAAGGUUGAUGGAAGAAAUGGCACUACUCUUGACAUGGAAGAGGCACCUGGGUUGACUCUCCAAAGGGCUCAUCCCUUGGUCUCUGUUCCAGUUGCUAGGCUAUGUCCAAUGCCACUUUGA
Messenger RNA from Morus notabilis, 1545 nucleotides. RefSeq names its product 3,9-dihydroxypterocarpan 6A-monooxygenase. The transcript has 2 exons. The record is from RefSeq and is a predicted model, not a curated record. Lineage: Eukaryota; Viridiplantae; Streptophyta; Magnoliopsida; Rosales; Moraceae. Bases 4 to 1545 code for a protein of 513 amino acids. Gene Ontology annotation, molecular function: oxidoreductase activity, acting on paired donors, with incorporation or reduction of molecular oxygen; monooxygenase activity; heme binding.